GCUGCGAGCCAACACACACCCACUGAAAGUCGCCCCCGAGUGCGUCAACACCAGAGCACUUUCGAUGGGCUUGUUACUCUGAUGUUUAGCGCUGAUAAUUAAUAGAGAAGCACCAGCCGCAUGGCCCGAUCACUCUUCAACAAGUAGGCUACCAACUCUGAGGAGCGAUUCGAGCGGAAAUCGUCUGAUUACUUCUUGUGCAUUCCUAUCUGUUGCCGCCACCUCUGAUGUAAGGCUGCUCAUCCCUCUGCUCAAUCCACAACUCUUCCCACUGCAGCCUCUCCUCUUUCAGCAUGGGACUCUGCGAACUCUGAAGAUUCCAACCAGACUGUGGGAGGCGAGGUAUACUCAUAGAAGGAGGGAACCAUGGAGUGUCCAUUAUCAGAGCAGUCUGCCACGGUGGACGAGCUGUUGGAGGCAUGCAUCCAAGCCUUCGAUGAGAAAGGUGUUUUGAAGGAUGCUUCCUUGGUCCGCAUGUUCCUCAUGAUGCAUCCCUGGUACAUCCCUUCCACUGACAUGGCCAACAAGCUAGUGCUCAAAUCCCAGGAGGAGACUUGUACUGAGGAGCGACGAACAAGAAUAUGUCACCUUGUAAAGUACUGGAUUUCUGAGUUUCCUGCUGAGUUCAAUCUAAAUCCAGAGCUGGAGGAGCAGAUCAAACACUUUAAAGACCUCCUGUCCACCGAAGGCAAUGAGAGGCAGAGUCAGCUCAUCGACCUGGACAGUGUGCCGUCAUAUAAAUGGAAACGGCAGGUGACUCAGCGUGUUCCAUCUGUGUCUAAGAAGAGGAAAAUGUCCCUGCUGUUCGACCACCUUGAUUCAUCUGAACUGGCAGAGCACCUGACCUUCCUGGAGUACAAAUCCUUCUGCAAGAUUCUGUUUCAGGACUACCACAGCUUCGUGAUGCACGGCUGCACGGUGGACAACCCCAUUCUGGAGCGCUUCAUCACGCUCUUUAAUAGUGUCUCCCAGUGGAUCCAGCUUAUGGUACUCAGCAAGCCCACCGCCCCGCAGAGAGCAGCUGUCGUUUCCCAUUUCAUCAGAGUGGCACAGAAGCUGCUUCAGUUGCAGAACUUCAACACCCUGAUGGCGGUGGUGGGCGGCCUCAGCAACAGCUCCAUCUCCCGUCUUAAAGAAACUCAGAGUCACAUCAGUGCAGAGACCAACAAGGUUUUUAACAGCCUCAUUGAACUGGUGACGUCAUGUGGAAAUUACAGCCAGUACCGGAAGCGCUUCUCUGAGUGCUCAGGCUUCCGAUUCCCCAUCCUCGGCGUGCACCUGAAAGACCUGAUAGCCGUGCACGUGGCGCUGCCGGACUGGGUCGACAAGGAGAAGACACGGGUGAACCUGGCCAAAACCCAGCAGCUCUAUGCCAUCCUUCAAGAGCUGGCACUGAUCCAGACCACGCCGCCAAGCAUCGACUCCAACACUGACCUGCUCAACCUGCUCACUGUAUCUCUGGAUCAAUACCACACUGAGGAAGAGAUCUACCAGAUGUCUCUACAGAGAGAACCUCGCAAGCCAGUUCAGAACUCCAGUCCUGCUUCUGCGCCUGAACCCAAAUCCACCAUGAUUGAUGAGUGGGCUGUGUCGGUAAAGCCCAAUGCUGACCCGACGAUCAUUAAGAAUCACAUCGAAAAGAUGGUGGAGAGUGUCUUCAAGAAUUUUGACACAGAUGGCGAUGGCAACAUUUCCAGGGACGAGUUUGAAGCAAUCAGGAACAAUUUCCCCUACCUCAGCAAAUUUGGAGAACUAGACAAGAACCAAGAUGGGAAGAUCAGCAGAGAAGAGAUGAUCGACUACUUCAUGAAAGCCAGUUCUCUGCUAAACUGCAAGAUGGGCUUCAUCCAUACUUUCACAGAGACUACCUAUGUGAAGCCAACAUUCUGCGAGCACUGCGCUGGCUUUAUAUGGGGUUUUUACAAACAAGGCUACAAGUGUAAAGCCUGCGGGGUGAACUGUCAUAAAGCCUGCAGAAGUCGGCUGGCCGUAGAGUGCAGAAAGAGGACGAAGAGUAUCAGUCAUGAGACUCCACCGGCCCUUCAGGCCAGGUCCUACAGCUUCCCACCACCUGCCAAUAACCCCCCUAGCCUGCAGGAUACAGUUAUAGCUGAAGAAGACAUUGAGUCGGUCGAAGAGGGAGUAUUUGAUGUCCAUCUAUAACCAGGAGCCUUUAUCUAAAGAGAGGCAUCUAUGAACAGCCCUCUCCAUCACUAUAUCCCUGCAAAAGGCAACGUAUUUGAAGCUGAAUCAGAGAUGCAAGCCACUCAGAGGAAUGAAUCCCAGUUGUUAGUUUUAAAGCCUCAACAUUGAGGGGAACUCAUGCUGAACCCCAGCCAGGAAGCCUACACGCUGCCACAUGGUGGACUGAUCCUGGAACAGCACUCUUCUCUAUUUAAAUCGAUGAGGACGUUUGAUGUCGGUGGAAUGUGUAUGUUGAUUCAGUCCUCAAAAAGUUGUAUAGAUUGUAUGCUUAAAAAAAAUCGAUCCAUACAAUUGUAUUUUCACAGUGAAACUUAAAAGUCAGUCUUGUUUUCUGCCUUGUGAGGUGUUUGUCUACUUUUCUCAAGAACAUUAAAGAGGUGCUGUUAUUGCCAAGAAUGUAAAGCUGUCACCUAGACUAAGCUAUUGUCUCCUUUUAUCUGAGAUGCUCUGUUUUUGUUUUCUUUCAUGCUGUUUUUGAAGUAUAUAUUUGAGUGGAGCCAUAACAAAGACCAAUUUUGAUGUCAGAUGA
Molecule: messenger RNA, 2734 nt
Organism: Cyprinodon tularosa
Lineage: Eukaryota; Metazoa; Chordata; Actinopteri; Cyprinodontiformes; Cyprinodontidae
Product: RAS guanyl-releasing protein 2-like
Exons: 17
Coding region: 367-2163 (598 amino acids)
Biological process (GO): Ras protein signal transduction; positive regulation of GTPase activity
Cellular component (GO): plasma membrane
Molecular function (GO): guanyl-nucleotide exchange factor activity; calcium ion binding
Source: RefSeq, a predicted model, not a curated record